GUUAAAUAAAAUAAAUUCCUACUAUAUAUAGUUCGGUAAAAAUCAAAACUUACAGUCACAAAUACCUGUGAAUAAACAUAGUUGCGUGAAGAAUUAAAACAAUGAGGGGUUUAAUAUUGUCAAUACUAUGUCUACAGGUGACAUACAUAUCCUCAACAGUUAUAUUUCCAACAGUUUUUACAACACCAUUCAGAUGUUUUGUGUGGGAUUCCACAUGCCUGAAAGGGUUGGCUAAAAGCAUUGGUCCUGGAUAUAUACAAAGGAUUCCUGAGUUCAGCGCGCUGAGACUAGAUCCAAUGGGCAUUGACUUUCAACGGCUAGAUCAAGAUGGUGUGAUAUUUGACACCACAGAUACGGAAGUCCACGGGUUAAGCGACAUGAUUGUUGAUGAAAUAAGCGUUUUAAGAAAUGCAAGUCUGAGUCGCAUGAGAUUUCGUACAAACCUCCUUUUUACUGGUACUUAUAAAUGUAACGGGACUAUGUUCUUCCAACCAAUAAGCGGAGAGGGUCGUUAUGCGGCGUCUCUGAAGAACGUGGAAGUAGAGAUUUUCAACCCGUACAACAUUGUUAGAAAUGAAAUUGGUCUUGAAUUCCUUGAUGCACCAGACUAUCAAUUCCGUUAUGUGGUGAAAGACAAGGCAAAUUUCCGUUUUGAUAAUCUAUAUUACGGAGACAAAGAACGCAGUGAUUUGAUGCACUCACUAUUGAACGCAAACUGGGAAUUCAUAACGGAGCAAUAUGGCAGGAUUUACAUAUCGAGAAUCAUCAGUACCAUGGGAAAGGCCUACAGAAGUUAUUUUAAUUUGGUACCAUUAAGAUCUUUGGUGGAAUUUUAAAAUAAUAUAUUUAAAUAAUUGUCUGUGUAACUAAUUUUAAAUUUGUUCAAUUAUUGUUAAAUUUUUAUAAUACCUUCAUUAUUUAUCGGACAUAUUAUAUAUAAUUGAACAAUGGACAUUCAAUGAUAUUAAUGACAUAUUAAAUUGUAUAUUGAAG
Molecule: messenger RNA, 993 nt
Organism: Bicyclus anynana (squinting bush brown)
Lineage: Eukaryota; Metazoa; Arthropoda; Insecta; Lepidoptera; Nymphalidae
Exons: 5
Coding region: 102-836 (244 amino acids)
Source: RefSeq, a predicted model, not a curated record